Musa acuminata subsp. malaccensis (wild Malaysian banana) is the source of this 1893-nucleotide messenger RNA. Its product is annotated as integrin-linked protein kinase 1-like. The record is from RefSeq and is a predicted model, not a curated record. NCBI's taxonomy places the organism in Eukaryota, Viridiplantae, Streptophyta, Magnoliopsida, Zingiberales, Musaceae. Gene Ontology annotation, biological process: protein phosphorylation. Gene Ontology annotation, molecular function: ATP binding; protein serine/threonine kinase activity; protein binding.
CCUCCCCACCUCAACUCCUCCUCCAUUCCCUCCCCUCCGCUAAUUCAUACCCACUUCCACCCCGAUUCCUUCUCCUCGACCUCCCGCCUUCCUCCAAGUCUCCUCCCCGCCCUGGUUCUCGAUCGAACCUGGGGUCUGCAUCCCGAUCUCCUUCGAAACUCUCUUCCAAAGAUGUGAUUUUUCCAUUCGUUUUUUUGUCUCUGUCUUCUUGAUUAGUGGGGUUGGGGCUUUUCCUUUGAUCGAGGGAGAUGGAGCAGGCGUCCCCCCAGCUCAACCGCGUCGUCUCGCGGCAGCUCUCCGGGGGCUCCGGGAGGAGAAGCGGUCGGUUCACCUUCCAGCGGAACCGCUCCUUCGAUCAUCGGCUGAGCAACGUGAUCCGGUUCAGCUUCGGGCGGCAGUCCUCGCUCGACCCGAACCGCAGGAGCAGCAGCCCCGCCAGGGAGGAGCUCACGGUGCCAGAGAACCUGGAUUCCACCAUGCAGCUCCUUUUCUUGGCCAGCCGAGGGGACUUCAAGGGGAUGGAAGAGCUCCUCAGGUGCGGCGUCGAUGUGAAUAGCAUCGAUCUGGACGGCAGGACGGCGUUGCAUAUAGCGGCGUGUGAGGGGCAUGUCAACGUCGUGAAGCUGCUGCUGAGCUGGAGAGUCAACGUAGAUGCCAGGGAUCGAUGGGGCAGCACGGCUGCUGCAGAUGCCAAGUGCUAUGGCAAUGUUGAAGUCUACAACAUCUUAAGAGCUCGAGGAGCCAAAGCUCCGAAAACAUGGAGGACUCCCAUGGCUGUGUCAGAUUCCCAAGAAGUUCCAGAGUAUGAGCUAAAUCCAGGGGAGAUACAGAUUAGACGAGGUGAAGAGGCCCUAAAGGGUACUUAUCAAGUUGCUAAGUGGAAUGGUACUAAGGUUUCUGUGAAAAUCCUUGACAAGGAAAGCCAUUCAGAUCCAGACAGUGUAAAUUCUUUCAAGCAUGAGUUGAAUCUGUUACAAAAGGUCCGGCAUCCUAAUGUGGUUCAGUUUGUAGGAGCUGUAACCCAAAAUGUACCUAUGAUGAUUGUUUCGGAGUAUCAGUCAAAUGGUGACUUAGGGAGCUAUCUUCAAAAGAAAGGACGUCUACAGCCCCAUAAAGUUCUUAGAUUUGCUCUUGAAAUUGCCAGGGGUAUGAAUUAUCUUCAUCAAUGUAAGCCAGAACCAAUCAUUCAUUGCGAUUUAAAACCAAAAAAUAUCUUGCUCGAUUGUGGGGGGCAAUUGAAGGUGGCCGGUUUUGGAUUAAUGAAGUUAUCAAAAAUUUCAUCUGAUAAAUCAAAAUUGGCAGAUUCCAAAACUAAAAUUAACAGCUUGAGCUUGUACGUGGCACCUGAAAUUUACAAGGACGAAAUCUUUGAUAUGAGCGUUGAUGCAUUCUCUUUUGGUCUCAUUCUGUAUGAGAUGAUCGAAGGAGCACCAGCUUUCCACCCAAAGAGUCCAGAAGAAGCUUCAAGAUUGAUUUGCUUGAAAGGCAUGAGACCUCCAUUGAAGAACAAAUCUAAAAGUUAUCCUCCAGAGGUUAAGGAGUUGAUCGAAGAGUGUUGGGAUCCCGAGCCUAUCGCGAGACCGACCUUUUCGGAGAUAAUUGUUCGACUUGAUAGAAUCUAUGCUGCCUGUUCUAAGCAGCAGGGAAGUUGGAAAGAGACCUUUAAACUCCCCUGGAAAUAAUGAGAAAAGGUGGAAGGCCUCAUCAUGUUUUCCUGCAGAUGUGCAUGAUAAACACAACCUUCUGCUACAGUGUACAUUUUCUUGUUCACAGUUGAAAUACACAAUUGAAGCAUCAUCCUGUGUACUUUUUUAUAUUCUGAUUCAUAUUUAUUGUUGAAAAAAAAAAAGACAUUUGAGAUCUCUACACAAAUUUUUGAUCUGUGAGAAAUGA